AUGAUUAGCAAAGACUGCAAGCAAUCGAAACCGAUCCACUGCUACGUUUCCUCUCUAUCCCAUUUCUAAAUUGAGGGGCGAAAUUCAGAGGGGAAAGGAAGAACAAGGAGAAGGAGAAGCCCUAAUUCAUCGAAUCCUGUUAAUUUUAUCUGAAAAUCGAGAUCGAUCUGAUCGACACUCAGAUUGAAUUGUUUGUGGAUUUGAAUAAUUCUGCAUGAUUUGGGGGUGAGUAGAAGGAGUCAGGGAACAAAAUAGGAUUGGAAAAAAAGAGCAGGCGAUUGCUGAAACAUGUCUGCCAUAGUUUCUGGAAAGAGAACUUUCUUUGAGGAAUUGACUGCAACACAACCCGUCUCCAAGAGAAUCCGCUGCUCUUCUCGCUUCGCUUCCAAUUCGUUACCUUCCUUCUCCUCCUCCUCCUCCUCCUCCUCAUCAUCUUCUUCUUCUUCGCUGCCAUUGUCACCGUCACAAUCGUCGCAUCUGAUCGAGCAAUUAAUUGCUAUUUUCCCUGAGAUGGAUAAGCAGCUUCUGGAGAAAGCACUUGAAGAAUGCGGAAAUGACCUGGAUUCAGCAAUCAGAAGAUUGAAUGAACUUCGAUUAGGAUCUGCUGUUAGAAAUCUGGCUUCUAAUGCUGAUAAAUCUGUUGGGGCGGUGGAAGAAAAAGUUCAACUUGAAGCACAAGGUGGAACAAGUAAUGGAGAGGUUCCAGCUGCUAAGGAUCAGUCUGCUCCAGAAGUAUUCCAAUUGGAUGGUGCAGACUGGGUGGAGAUUUUUGUAAGAGAAAUGAUGAAUGCUUCUAACAUAGAUGAUGCAAGAGCUCGUGCUUCAAGAGCUCUAGAGGUUUUGGAGACGUCCAUCUGUGCACGUGCUGGUGCAGAGGCAGCACAAAAUUUUCAACAGGAAAAUACGAUACUGAAAGAACAAGUUGAAGCACUUAUCCAAGAAAAUAACAUUCUUAAGCGAGCUGUGUCUAUUCAGAAUGAGCGUCAGAAAGAGUAUGAAGAUCAGAACCAGGAACUGCAGCAUCUGAAGCAACUAUUGUCUCAGUACCAGGAGCAGUUGAGAACCCUUGAGGUAAACAACUAUGCAUUGACAAUGCACUUGAAGCAAGCCCGGCAAAGCAGCUCUAUCCCAGGCCGUUUCCACCCAGAUGUUUUCUAGUCAUUAUUUGAGUUGGCUUGGCAGAUGCUACUCUUCACUACGAAUAGACAAUCAAAAUUUAGCCAGAGUUUGAAUGUGUACUGUCAGUUGAUUUCUAUUGGUUUCUAUCACAUAGUGAUUGUUUCCUGAAGGGUAGGACGUAAUUGAAGAUUCAUUUUGCAAUUAUCAAAUACGUGUCUAGACCCGGCGAAAAAGAAAAAUACAUGUUUAGGAUUUCUUGUUCUUGAAUUAUUGUUAAUUUGUUGUAAUGAAUGUUGCAGGCUUUAUACCCCCAGAUAUGAGUGAACAAAUAUUGCUCUUGAUCCCCCUCUCCAAGUUAUUUUUCAAUCUCAUGGUGAUGGAGGUGGCUUUCUUUCCUGAAUACCUAACUGUGCCUUUGUUCUAUUACACUGUUGAGUGUUAACCACUUAUUUUUCUGUUUAUUGUUGGGAUAAUAAAAAUGUAUUCAAAUUAUGGCUUUUUUUGUGGCCUAUGGACUAAAAUACCUGCAAGUUG
Molecule: messenger RNA, 1653 nt
Organism: Rubroshorea leprosula
Lineage: Eukaryota; Viridiplantae; Streptophyta; Magnoliopsida; Malvales; Dipterocarpaceae
Source: the annotation of a GenBank genome assembly